GUGUGUGUGUGUGUGUGUGUGUGUGUGUGUGUGUGUGUGUGUAAAGGGGUGGGGGCUUGAGGGAUUUAUAAAGGCUCAUGAGCUUCUCACAAAGUGCAAAAGAGAGAAGACGAGAUAAAAGACACAAUUUGUACAUUUCCAACAUCAUAUAGAGGUGAUAAACAUGCGAUCACUUCUCAGCUGUGUGACUCUGUGUGCCGUCCUGGUGAUCGCACUGUGCUACGACUCUGAGGAGAGUAACGAGUCAUUUGAAGAUCAUGUGAAAAUGAAUCCCAACAGAGCUAACACAUUCAUCAGCACUUCAGGACGCAGGAAUUACUACCGACAGAGUUAUAAGCCUGUGAGUGAACUUCGCUCUGAGAUUUGUGAGGCUUAUGUUCAGUGUCGAAGGCUGGCGCAGCGCUACGGCUCUCAGAUGGCAUAUCACUCGUACUUCGCUAAUAACCAGGGCCGAAACUAACACUGGUUCUGAGCAGGCUACAUACUGUGUGUUCAGAUCCACACACUAACCCUGACAUCACAAACAAAACUACUUUUACUUUUCCACAAUCAUGUCUGUAACAUUUCUUUCUUUUUCUGAUUCCUGACUACAAUUCAGUUCAACUGAACCAGAUUAAGAUCCAAUUAAUCCGACUAAAAUCAAUUUAGCCAUAUUUAAUUCAACUGAAUCUAAUAAAACCCAUUUCAUAUAAACCUUAUCAGAUUAAACCAAAUGAAUCCAAGUGAAUUAGCUUUAACUGAGUUUACUUUCAUUUCUAUUAAAUGUAACUGAAUCUCUAUAAACAGAAUCAGAUGAAACCAGAUCAGAACUACGUUUGUGUAAUCAUGUAUUUUACUAAUAUUGUUUCUGACAUUCUAUUUGUAGUCUAUCUACUCACUUAUUUUCUUACACACACACACACACACACACACACACACACACUUGUACUUCACAUGUAAUCCUCAAACAGUUAUUUUUACACUAGAAUAAUUAAAAAAAAUAAUAAUAAAGUUUUCAUCACA
This is a messenger RNA of Silurus meridionalis, 1002 nucleotides long. It is a transcript of the gene mgp, whose product is annotated as matrix Gla protein. Gene Ontology annotation, cellular component: extracellular region. Lineage: Eukaryota; Metazoa; Chordata; Actinopteri; Siluriformes; Siluridae. The coding region runs from base 164 to 460 and encodes 98 amino acids. The record is from RefSeq and is a predicted model, not a curated record. Gene Ontology annotation, molecular function: calcium ion binding. The transcript is spliced from 5 exons.